Theobroma umbraticum is the source of this 832-nucleotide messenger RNA. RefSeq names its product putative glutathione S-transferase. The record is from RefSeq and is a predicted model, not a curated record. NCBI's taxonomy places the organism in Eukaryota, Viridiplantae, Streptophyta, Magnoliopsida, Malvales, Malvaceae. Gene Ontology annotation, biological process: glutathione metabolic process. Gene Ontology annotation, cellular component: cytoplasm. Gene Ontology annotation, molecular function: glutathione transferase activity.
UCUACCCGAUUGAUUGAUCUCUCCAUCAUGGCUGUAGUGAAAUUGCUAGGAGCUUGGACUAGUCCAUAUUGUUACAGAGUAAUUUGGGCUCUGAAACUCAAAGGCAUACCCUAUGAAUACAUAGAAGAAGAUCUCCUUAGUAAGAGCCCCUUGCUUCUUCAGUAUAAUCCAGUUCAUAAGAAGAUUCCUGUGCUUGUUCAUGAUGGAAAACCAAUAUGUGAGUCCACCAUUAUUCUUCAAUACAUUGAAGAGAUAUGGCCACAACCUUCCUUGCUGCCAAGUGAUCCCUACGAGAGGGCAAUGGCUCGUUUUUGGAUUAAAUUUGCUGAUGAUAAGAGUCCCUCAAUCUCAAAGAUGUAUCGAACCAGCGGCGAAGAGCAGGAGAAGGCAGUCAAGGAUGUCCUGGAAAUGUUAGAAACCAUUGAAGAACAUGGCCUGAUCGGAGGGAAGAAAUUCUAUGGGGGAGACAAGAUUAGCAUGGUGGACAUGGUUGGUGCAGUUGCUCACUGGCUGGGAGUUAUUGAAGACGCAGCAGGGCUAAAAAUAUUUGAAGCACACAAGUUCCCUCGUUUGCAGUCAUGGAUCCAAAAUUUCAAGGAAGUUCCUAUAAUUAAAGAAAACCGCCCUGAUCGUGAUAAGAUGUUUGCUUUAUUAAAGCGUCGUAGAGAGAUGUUGCUGGCAUCUAAAUGAAACUAGCAUCAGGAACGUUGCCUUUUAAUACUCUAUGUUUCAUUUAUUAUGUUAUGGAUAUUAGCAAAAUGAUACAAUGGUAUGUCUCUGCCUUGAUUACCUGGUGUGGUACUAUGUAAUGGAAUCUUAAUUAAUCCAAACA